ACAGAACAUAUAUUUUAAAUACAUGCAUGAAAAGUACAAUUGCAUUGCACCCAUCACUUAACUCUGCAACAUGAAUGAGAAAUAUUGCACAUGAAGCAUAGCAUCUGCCUUAUUUAUUCGCCCCUGUAUGAGCGCGCUUGAUUGGACUGGGCUGAAGGCGCGAGCACAUCUCGCGAGGAGUCGCUUCGCACUGACCACUGUGUCACUGUGAUGAUGGCGGCGACCGCACGCCGGUUCAGCACGCUAGCAACCACCAUUACCGCUUGUAAAAACGGUGCAGGCGUUUAUCUGAGCACAACCCAUUCGUUCAAAUGGAAAAUCUCCAUGCGACGGGUUGUGACAGGGCUGUGCAUCGCGGUAGGAGGAAUAGCUGUGUGUCAGCACUGUGCUGUGAAAGGAGUCGACACAACGAGGAUGAUCCACGCAGUCCCGGUUGUGUUUGCUAGAGAAAAGACCAAGAUAUCUACUGAUGAUGAAGACAUGGCAAUGUCAGCUCAUGAGCACAGGUUCCGUCUGUUUAGUACGGUGGAGUACGAAGGCCAGCUUUACAUGACACCACUGGACUUCAUCGAGUCAGUUACCAUGAGUGAGCCAAAGAAAAAAAAGUUUUGGCGAGCCCUGACAAAACAGGAUUUAGAUAAGAUUCUCUCAGAUACACCUCCUGUUUGGAAAGGCUCAUCCAGGCUUUUCAGGAACUUAAAUGAAAAAGGCAUCAUCUCAUAUACAGAGUAUCUGUUUCUUCUUUGCAUUUUGACAAAGCCUCGGGCAGGAUUUAGGAUAGCUUUCAACAUGUUUGAUGCAGACGGCAAUGAAAUGGUGGACAAAAGGGAGUUUAUGGUGCUAGAGGAAAUAUUUCGUAAGAAAAAUGACAAAAAAGAUAGAGGUGGAGAGACUGACAGCUCAUCACAACUGAAUGUGGAACUGUAUGGAUAUCAAGGUUCUGUCAGCCAUGCUGUUCUUAAAAAAGAACAACAAGAGUUUGAAGCCAGGAGCUUCUGGGAUGUGUUGAAGCAUGGUGCAAGAAUAGUUCUCUUUUCAGAUCUGGUGGAGCGUGUACAAGAGAACAUUGCUGACACAACUCUGUUGGUGCAUUUCUUUGGAAAAAAGGGAAAAACUGAACUGAACUUUGAGGACUUCUACAGAUUCAUGGACAACCUGCAGACAGAAGUACUUGAGAUUGAGUUCCUUGCCUAUUCUAAAGGCAUGACCACCAUCAGUGAGGAGGACUUUGCCCGGAUCCUUCUGCGAUACACCACUGUGGACAACAUCAGCAGCUACCUGGAGAACGUGCAUCAGAGCAUACCUGAUGAGAAGGGAAUCACUUUUGAGGAAUUCAGGUCAUUCUUUCAGUUCCUCAAUAACUUAGAAGACUUUGCCAUUGCCAUGCAAAUGUACAAUUAUGCAAGUCGACCGAUUGGACAAGAUGAGUUUGCACGCGCAGUCUACGUUGCCACAGGCUUAAAACUCUCCCAACACCUUGUGAACAUUGUCUUCAAGAUUUUUGAUGUGGAUCACGAUGACCAACUUAGCUACAAGGAGUUCAUUGGCAUCAUGAAGGACCGCCUGCAUCGAGGAUCCUGGGGAUAUCGAGGAGAGGAGAGGUUCACAUCCUUUAAGGCCUGUAUGAAGAAAGAGCUAUCUGGAAAAUAGGUUGGGGAAAAGAAAAAAAAAAAUAUAGCCUUAAUCUUACCUUUAUUGUUUUUGGCAUAUUUAGUAUUUGUACCUGUUCUAUGUAGAAAUUAGUGAUAUUGUCUUUUUCCACAAAAUCAGGCUUGGUAGUAUGAUUUUGCUUUGGGGAUAUUUAAACAAAUGACUAGGAACCACAGCAUGAAAGCACAGUGUUUUUCGACCAAGGCUUUGCCUAAGCGUCAUAUUACUCUGUAAUAUUAAUGCGCCGGUCAAUUAACAGAUACUAGAUACGAGUCGGACUCUGGGUCAGUGAGGAGAACUGUCAUAGCAUAGUUUUAAUAUAACGUUAAGAUUCAAAAAAGAAACUAGUUACUGCCUUUGCAUACUGAAAUUAUAUGUAGGAUAUUAGCUGUUACUUUAGGAAUUGUGUAAUUGAAAUUUUACUAUAGCUAGUCACCAAUUAGAUUGCAAUAUAGCUAGUAAACAAUUUGUAAUAUUAAUGGCUUUAAAUACUUAUUUGUUGUCAACCAGUGAAAUUCCUUGCAUCGUUCCUUUUACAGCAAUAGCCAUAAGACUGAAGACUACACUCCAAGUACCUCUAUAUGAUAAGCCAUUGAAUCAGAGUAAGCCAGUACCUCCAGGAAUUAUGCCUAAUACCUUUCCACUGACACAUUUGUAGAGCCCUUUAACAUCUAAUGAGAGCAAAAUUAAACAUUUAAUUAUACAUACAGUCAUUUAAAAAGACAGAAACAUUUUGAAAUAUUUUAUAAAUAUUUUAUAACCUCGGUUUCACUGAUACAAGAUUCUUCUCUUGAGGCCUUAUGCAGCAAUGCAAUAUGCCUUCAUUAAACAACCAAGGCAAAUUCAUAGUGGGUUUACGGCUAUAUUUUUCUAUGUAGUCUUCUAUAUUAUGUCAGGACCGUUAUUAUAUUUAUAUUAAAAUUGUCUUCAACUGUUUUCUGAAGUCACCAUGUAUGAUGUUUUUUUUUUACUUUCAUUUUAAAAAUCCUUAACAAAAUCCUUUACAUCCUUACAAAUGUAAAAUUUCAGAUGUAUUUAAUACUCAAAUAAUAAUGCAUAACUGUGUCUUAAUGUGUCUUGUAUAACAGCUUAAUAUGUCCUAUGAGUCAUCAUGACCUUAAUAUCAUAAGCUGCUAUAUACAUAGAAGAUUAUCAUUCUGUACGUUUGAAUAGAAUUUUGUUUUAGCUGGUUUUGGUAGAAAGGGAUUCCUGAUUACAACACCACUUUUUCAGGCCACAGCCACAUAUUCAAUCAGGAUUAUUAUUGGUUGACUAUAAAAACAUCCAUUACCAGGUUAUAUUUAAUUGAUCAGGACAAUUCUCUGCUCCCUGUGGAGGUGAUACCUUCACAGUGAGAACUCUGAAGGAUGAAAUCAACAGAUAUUUUUUAAAGCCAUAGUCAGAACUGCUGUCUGUGUAUUAGCCUAUAUCUGUGUUUUGUAAAGUAGGCUACUCUGAAAGCACAAAAAUUGUAUAAUCAUGAGUAAACAUUAGGCUGAAUAAAUAACCUACGCUAUACAGCGUGCAUGUGUUUAACUUUUGUUAUGUUGUAGUUGCUACGUUAUCUUGCUGUAGGCUAUGCUAGUUAUCGCCUACCUGUAUUUUGUUCAUUUUAAUGUAGGGUACAACAUAAUGGAGGCUAUCAACACUAAAAAGGGAUAGAAUACAGGAUAAAACUGAGCGUAAUUACAUUUUCCAGUUGAUUUUCAGUUGAUCUGCUAUGAUUAAUAUGAUUUGUGCUUAAAGUUGACAUGUUUGUUGGAGAAAUCAAAUUUGAAGGUGAGUUCACAAUAAUCCCUUUAAUAAAGACUGAUAUUAAGAUGA
Messenger RNA from Pangasianodon hypophthalmus (striped catfish), 3474 nucleotides. It is a transcript of the gene micu3b, whose product is annotated as mitochondrial calcium uptake family, member 3b. The transcript has 14 exons. The record is from RefSeq and is a predicted model, not a curated record. The coding region runs from base 211 to 1650 and encodes 479 amino acids. Gene Ontology annotation, biological process: calcium import into the mitochondrion; mitochondrial calcium ion homeostasis. NCBI's taxonomy places the organism in Eukaryota, Metazoa, Chordata, Actinopteri, Siluriformes, Pangasiidae. Gene Ontology annotation, cellular component: uniplex complex. Gene Ontology annotation, molecular function: calcium ion binding.